AUGCUCUCCAAGAGUACUACCACCUACGCGAUUGCGUUGGUGGCCGCAUCGCAAGUCAACGCGCACACCUGGGUCGAGCAACUGUUCCAUAUCGACUCUACCGGCGCCUUCACGGGAGAGCCGGGAUACCCCUUCGGCUUCGUGCCCAGAAACCAGAACGUUGUAGAUGACGUCCACCAGAACAAAAUCCUCGAUACCAGUACAAACCCUGUUGUUUGUAAGCCGAGAUCUUCAAGCAACUACGCCAAAUACCCUCCCCUGGAAGCCGCCGCUGGAGACUACAUUGCCAUGACCUAUGAGGAAAAUGGGCAUGUGUCGCAACCCAACCUAACUCCUCGACCGUACCGCGGAGGGAAUGUCUUCGUCUAUGGCAGUUUGAAACAUGAGGACUCGGAAGGCAUCAACGAUGUCCUUAACGCUUGGACAGUUGACGGCAAAGGCGGUAACGGCAAUGGUCGUCUUAUCGCCACGCACUACUUCGACGACGGUCAGUGCUACCAGAACAAUCCGGACAACGCAAUCGUGCAAUCCCGAAUGAAGGCCGUCAACGGGCCUGCCGAACUGCGGUGCCAAUCGGACUUGCAGCUUCCGGAGGACCUGCCCUCCGAGGGGAUCUACACCAUUUACUGGGUUUGGGACUGGCCAUUGAUCACUAGCGACACACAGAACACGACUGAGAUCUACACGUCAUGCGCCGAUAUCACGCUUGGUGGCGCCAAAGUCAGCAGCACCAAGUCUCAGAUGAAGUACGCCAAACCCGACAACGUCGCAGGCGCGGGUAUCUCAUCUCAGCUGAACAUCCUCGUCGAGGCGACUGCUCUGGGCAUUGGUACUUCCAGCCCAGCCGCACCGCCGAGCCCCACCGCUCAGCCAGACCAGACCACCGAUGCCCCCGAUGCCCCUUCCCCUUCCGAAUCCACGUCGACCAAGAACCACAAGGGUGGUGUCAAGACGGUCACUGUCACUGCUGACGCCGCCACUGUCACUCAAUGGACGACGGUGACCUUGGGCGCCGGGGACGGCACCGCUCAGCCUUCCGGACACACAACUGCUGCUUCGCAGUCGACUCAGCAGACCGAUGCUGCUCCGUCCGCUCCCACAAGCUUAGUGCCCGUGAGCCACGUCGAGGGCUUCCUGAAGGCUCGAACGACGGGUCAGGCCCGACGAGAAUCUUCGGUGGAAUAA
Messenger RNA from Anthostomella pinea, 1185 nucleotides. The record is from the annotation of a GenBank genome assembly. Lineage: Eukaryota; Fungi; Ascomycota; Sordariomycetes; Xylariales; Xylariaceae.